Messenger RNA from Oryza sativa Japonica Group (Japanese rice), 1917 nucleotides. RefSeq lists its product as uncharacterized. The record is from RefSeq and is a predicted model, not a curated record. Lineage: Eukaryota; Viridiplantae; Streptophyta; Magnoliopsida; Poales; Poaceae.
UCGCCCUCGCAGUCGCACCCCUCCCCUUGUCUUCUUCCUCCCGCCCUCUUCUGCUUUUGGUUGAGCCUCCUACGCUACAAACAGAAGUACUCCUACUCCUGUACUGCUGUGAAGUGCGAAGCUUAACGGACCAAGCGAGAGCGAGAGCGAGAGAGAUGAUGGUGCUGUUGUUGCUGAUGGCGCUGGUUUACUGCUCCUGAGGGGUAGGGAGGGAGGGGAAGGAGCACGUUCGCUUGUGGAGCGGUUGGGUGGGUGGUGAUUCUUCUUGGCGCAGCCGGCCAGGUGAAAACGGCCGCCCACCGGCUUUGCUCUGUAGUGUCCGCUGCUGAUUGCUGAGGCUCCCGCUGCUCCGUUCUUCGCCGGUGGUGUUCUUGAUUUCGUCGGGGGGAAAGAUUCCAGGUUAACAGGCGUGGAUUUGAUUGGGGGGAAAUCUUGGGAUAUCGAGCGCAAAGAUGCGGAUUUGAUGCAUCGUUUUUUCCUCACUUCUUUUCAGCCGUCAGUCGGAGCAAGCAGAUGUUUUGAAUCCAGAUUCCAACCGAGGGGAACAGCCUGCUCGGAGUGUGCGUGUGACGGUGUGAGUGAUAAGUAGGGCGGUUGCGCACGAGGUGUUCGUCAGAAAGCCGCAAAGGAGAAGGUGGGCGUGCAACUUGCAACCGUCGCCAUCGUCACGAUGAGAGACUUUGCAUCUUGCUUAAGUCAAAGCGGCGUCCAGGUCGCCCAUUCCUCUUCUCCAGGUGGCCAGAACAUGGUGCAGUGCACCUACCUAGCCCGCCUCCGUGGCAAAUCUUGCAGCGUGACCGUCACCUGGAGCAAGAUGACCAUGGGGCAGGCUCUGUCCGUCGCAGUCGACGACUCCUCGAAUCGUUGCCUUUGCAAGGCAGAGAUAAAGCCAUGGCUGUUCUCCAAGAGGAAAGGUUCCAAGGCCAUGGAGGUCGAUGGUGGAGCACUGGAUAUCGUCUGGGACCUGUCCUCUGCGAAGUUUGCGGCCGGGCCAGAACCCGUCGAAGGCUUCUAUGUUGCCCUGGUCUGUGAUCUUGAAGCUGUUCUUGUGCUCGGCGACAUGCGCAAGGAUGGGGAUCACAGGGUUUCGUCAGAUGUAUUGGCCUCCAAUGCUGUCAUGAUAGCCAGGAAGGAACAUGUUUAUGGGAAGAAGGUGUAUUCAGCGAAGGCCCGGUUUUUGGACAUUGGUCAGCUCCACCAUAUCACCAUAGAGUGUGACACAUCGGGGUUGAAGGAUCCAAGCCUAGAAAUCAGGAUUGGCAAGAAGAGAGUCAUGCAGGUGAAGAGACUUGCAUGGAAGUUCAGAGGAAACCAGACAGUCUAUGUUGAUGGACUUCCAGUAGAGGUCCUAUGGGAUGUUCAUGACUGGCUAUUUGGUUCAUCGAAUAAAUGUGCCGUGUUCUUGUUUCAGUCAGGCCAAUCCAUGGAAAAAUUGCUGUCAAGGUCAUGCUCUCAGAAUGAAAAGGAGCUUCAAGCGCAUCGUUUUGGCUUCACUUUGAUACUUAAUGCAUGGAAGACCGAAUAGGCAGAAACAUGAUGACAAGUUUCUUCGGCCAUUCUACCGUAAAUUAAUGAAUCCUAACAGUAAGAAUAUGCAAGCCUGACAAAACCUUGUGCAAGGAUUUCAUGCUUCUUAACUAUUGUGUUCUAGUGAUGAUUAGCAAGUUGAGAAUUUGAGUACCCAUAUAAUUUUUUCUAGAUAGGUAGUUAGACAGAAUGUCAGAUUCUAGUGCCCCAUUUGUAUUAUCAUGUCUUUGACAUAUACAUUCUGAUCACAAAUCCAAGAAGCAAAGCAAAAAAAUGAUGCUUUUCUGAAAACUUUUCCAUUCUUGUGCUCUACAUGUUCAGUGUGAGGCUUAGUAGAAAUAUAUUACUGAAUCAAGAAAAUCUGGUGCUGUGUUCUGUGCCAACUCCCAA